Messenger RNA from Thecamonas trahens ATCC 50062, 668 nucleotides. Its product is annotated as DNA-directed RNA polymerase II polypeptide. Lineage: Eukaryota; Apusomonadida; Apusomonadidae. Gene Ontology annotation, molecular function: DNA-directed RNA polymerase activity; DNA binding. Gene Ontology annotation, cellular component: RNA polymerase III complex; RNA polymerase I complex; RNA polymerase II, core complex. The record is from RefSeq and is a predicted model, not a curated record. The transcript is spliced from 2 exons. The coding region runs from base 26 to 664 and encodes 212 amino acids. Gene Ontology annotation, biological process: DNA-templated transcription.
CUUGACGUCACAGGGACUGGAAGCCAUGGCAGACAGUGACCAGGAGUAUGACAACAUGUGGCGCAUCUACCGCACAUGCAAUGAGAUGCUUGCUGCACGUGGCUACCUUGUCUCCGAGGCCAACCUCACCAUCGACGAGGCUACCUUCCGCGAGCGGUUCCCUGAUCUGGAGACGAUUCGCAAGGACAUGGACAUUGUGGUGACGCACAGCAAGAACCGGGCGGACAAGAUCUUUGUCUUUUUCCCCGAGUCGGACGCGUCGUCCAAGUCGGGCGCGGUUUCGGUCAAGCACAUCCGCCCCUACCUCGACCAGAUGGAGACAGAGAACAUCCGGCGCUGCAUCCUUGUCGUCAGCAAGGGCUUCACCUCGUUUGCCAAGCAGACUCUUGCAGAGAUGUCCGCCUUCAAGGUCGAGCACUUUAACGACUCGGAGCUCCUUGUCAACAUCACCAAGCACGUCCUCGUCCCCGAGCACGAAGUCCUGUCUGAGGAGGACAAGCAGGCCGUCCUCGACCGCUACCGCCUCAAGGAGUCGCAGCUGCCGCGCAUGCUCUUCACCGACCCUGUCGCCCGCUUCUACGGCCUCCGCCGCGGCCAGGUCGUCAAGAUCAAGCGCAAGUCCGAGACCGCAGGCCGCUACAUCACCUACCGCUACGUCAUCUAAGCGC